GUUGGUGUCCCUGACUUGGCGCAUGCGCCCGAUUCCAAUUAAUGGCGCCUAUCACCGAAAUUAUUUUAGGUUAGAAAAAAAAAGAAAAUGUUUCCAAUUAAGGCAAGAGGCGCUUUAUCACUUUUGCGCGCUGUCAAGAAGCCCCGAUUCCUCCGUCUUAACACUACGACGACUACCGAUUACGAGCCCCCUCGUAUCGAAAAAAGCAUCAAUAGCGUGCAGUUGUUGGGGCGCGUUGGCGCCGAUCCCCAGAAAAAAGGCACCGAGGAGCACCCAAUAGCAGUAUUCUCGAUGGCCACUCAUACCAACUAUAGGUACGAGUCCGGUCAAUUUUUACAGCGUACCGAAUGGCAUCGAAUAGUUUGUUUCAAACCAGGAUUGAGAGAAACAAUUUUAAAUUUUUUGAAAAAAGGGCAAAGAGUUCAUGUUACAGGCCGCAUCACGUAUGGAGAGGUAAAAGGAGACGAUGGGACGGCUAGAUCUACGACCGCGAUAGCAGCUGACGAUGUUAUUUUUUUCAAUAGUGCUGAACAGAAACGGAAGUAAGGCAAGACUGUUCAAAGAUCUGUUUAACUAAUACUUAUUUUGUAUAAAAUUUGUAAACAAUCCAAAAAAACAUUUUCACUUAAAAUUAA
Messenger RNA from Zophobas morio, 635 nucleotides. RefSeq names its product single-stranded DNA-binding protein, mitochondrial (gene mtSSB). Gene Ontology annotation, biological process: positive regulation of helicase activity; mitochondrial DNA replication. The record is from RefSeq and is a predicted model, not a curated record. Lineage: Eukaryota; Metazoa; Arthropoda; Insecta; Coleoptera; Tenebrionidae. The transcript is spliced from 3 exons. Gene Ontology annotation, cellular component: mitochondrial nucleoid. The coding region runs from base 88 to 546 and encodes 152 amino acids. Gene Ontology annotation, molecular function: single-stranded DNA binding.